Molecule: messenger RNA, 7872 nt
Organism: Cyanidioschyzon merolae strain 10D
Lineage: Eukaryota; Rhodophyta; Bangiophyceae; Cyanidiales; Cyanidiaceae
Product: RIM15-like serine/threonine kinase
Exons: 1
Coding region: 1-7872 (2623 amino acids)
Biological process (GO): intracellular signal transduction; peptidyl-serine phosphorylation
Molecular function (GO): ATP binding; protein serine/threonine kinase activity
Source: RefSeq, a predicted model, not a curated record
AUGCGAGCAGGUGCGAACGAGAGCGAGCGUGCGCACGUUGAUGAGCCGGUGCACGUCCCAGGUAGUGAGUGCGCUUGCGUAGACACAGGUGCGCAGGCAAGCGACGUGCCUGUCGCUGACCCGGUAAGCGAUGCCGCCACCGAGCGCCAGGUUCAGUCGCUACAGAGCGCGCUGACCGCUGUCGGUGUAAGCGUUCCAGUUGAACGACCACAGACAACAGCGCAGCUCUUGGCGGAGCGCUACGCGCUCGACCUCAGACGGAACUCGGGCUGGAGCUCAGACUCGAGCGGCUUGGAAGGUUAUCUCGCUGGCGCCGAAAGCCGCGAAGAUAGUUGGAUGCUCUCUAACGAGACAAUAAAGCACGCGAGCUCGACUCCUGUAAGCGUUGACAACGUGGCAGCACUGCAGGCAGCGGUUGAAGCGGAUGGGUUCCCAGCGGCGACCGGAGACGUUCCCGUUUUCGCUCGGCUGCAACAACUGGCUGAUCACGAUGGUGACGGUGAUGAUGAUGAUGAUGAUGAUGACGAAGCGGAGUCUACUGGAAGGGCACGGAUGAGCGAUCAGACUACCCGGAUCGAACGACGCAAAGCCUCUGGGGAAAGACGUCGAUCGGAGGCGUUUGCCAAGUCACAGCGAUUACUGGUGAGUGAUGCACGCUGCGAAGCGCCCAGUAGCGACUCUGAGCCCGCUGACGCUCACAUCGUGAGUGCAUCGCUUCCGACCGAACUGCGCAGCAACCAAGACGUGAUGCUCCUUCGGAUGGAGCCACCCGAGUCAACGUCACUGGCGGGAUGCGACCCGCAUCGCCUACGCUAUCGGUAUUCGCACCGACGACAAUAUCGUGAGAGCGAGCAUGAUGCUCAUCAGCACCAUCAGUACCAUUAUCAUCAUCGGCAAGAGCAUGAAAAAGUGCCGCAAAAUCGAUGGGAAAUCCCAGUGGCAUCCGCUUGGAGGCGAAUGAUCGGCGCUGGCGGCGUUGCGGCAACAUCGUGGUCCACUGCCGGCACCGGAUGGCUCGGUCCAUCGGACCAGGCUACAACGCCGACGCUCCAGUGGCACCAGGUGCGUCUUAUGGAGGGCCAUACACAAGCGGGACGACGCACUACAAGACGCCUACACCGCACAGCGUCAUGGGCGAGCCCGAUCGGCACCGGUGCGGCACCUGCAACUGCGGCCGCCUCGGGGGGCAAUGCGUAUUCUGCCUUAUUAGCGGGUGCUUUGGGUUAUUUUGCUGUCUCUGGUAACGUGUCAACUAUCCGUGGACGGUUACAGGCGAUCAAGAAGGAGACUGAUCACGAGCUGGCGCAGUUUAUGGCACAAUGCGAAGCAGAACUUCAGCAGGGGCAGGAGACACCCGAGCUCAGCAAAGCUGUUCGCCGUAUGAUGGAUAUUGCAUCCGCCGUGUUGGCAACGUCCGCUGAUGCGUUAUUGGCGGAAACGUUUGUAUCACGGGGCCAUUCAACCGUAAUAGCAUUCAGCGGCAAUCUGCAUGAGUACGUGAAUGAACUGCAACGAAUGCGGAUGCAUGUAAGCUUUGUCUCGUGGACGCAUCGCUCCUCGCCGGUGAUUCACCUCCUCUUCACGCUAUCGAGGCUGACGCGUUUCCUCGAAGCAGCCGCUGAGCGCAUUGAAUUUCGGGCGGAGAGCAACAGCCAGCGCGGGAGCGGCACCCGCCGAACGCGAAUGUCUCAGUCGACUGGGAAGGGUUUCGGUUCGGAGCACAUAGAUCCGGCUGACGCUGCUCAUGCCUCGUCGUGGUCAUCGGGAACCGCGGAUGAGCGUUUUAUAGAGCCGGGCACGCAGCUGUCAACUGCUACAGUAGCGGCAGGCCGGAUAUCGCUCAAGUCGAGCCUGAGCAACCAUGUCGCUGAACCUGCAGCAGGAGCACAGCGCGCAGUGGAAGACUCGUAUGCUGCAGCGUAUUACGAGCGAACGGAACCUACAUCGGAAGCGCAGCGCGCACUGGAAGACUCGAAUGCUGCAGCACGUGUUCAUGAACCGGCGCCUUGGGCCAAACCGCAGCCUUCGAUAGCGGUUGCACGAGAUGCUUGGACGUUUCCGCCGCGUCGUUGUGUUUCCUCGGUAUGCCUGUCAUCCAUGGAAACGAGGCCGCGCUCGCCACCGAACUUGGCGAAUUCAGAUGUGCAUUUAUUUACGAGCAUACGUCCACGACAACAUGCACGCGAGACAGGAGCACAAGGCGUUGCUCAAGCGACUACGAUGCGUCUGGGAGUCGAACGAGACCCCAAUAGAAUCGCAGUGCUGGCGCCUGCGACGCAUCUAGAAAAGUCGGAAGCAGACACGACGCAACUGCGCGCUGAACCCGACGACGACGACGACGACGACAAGUCGCGUCACACGCAACGCUUGACAGAACCGAGUUCUUCGCAGACUCUGGUACACUCGGGGAGCAGCAACGCCCCCGGGUUGCAAGCAGCAGCUUCGGAGGCGACGCAGCGUUCCACGCCCGCCGAGCGUCCAUCGCUGCCUGCUGGGGUACUUGCGACCCUGCUGACUGGUAAGACACAAGCUCAGCGAGGCUACAGCUCUGAUACGGUCGCGCUAGCUGCCCGGAAUGAGGCGAUUCAUGUGCAUCCAGUCCGAGCGAUGAGAGCGCUGCAAACCACUGGUCGUGAGGGAAACCUUUCGCUCCGAGUCCAUGGGCCAUUCGACGUCUCUAACCUAUCUGAAAAAGGAGCGCCCGCAGCAGAAAACAACACCAACAACAACAACAACAACAACGAAACCAAUGAGCUAGCGAAAGUGCGAACAACAGAAGCCGACGCUGGCGGCUUGCACCGACCAGAGAACACCACCGCGAAACUGAUCCAGCUACCUGCGGCUCGCUCACAAACCCCAGUUUCACUACAAACCGCGAUGCCGCCAUCCCCGUGUUCUGGAGCGGAAUUCAUUUCCAACGAAGACGAAGAGGCAAUCGAGAAGGACGCGGACGCCGUGGAAGAAAACGAAGAAGUCACGGAUCCGUAUGCCUAUCUCAUUUGCCGCAUCUGUGAGGAAGUCUACCCGUGUGAGAUCUUCGAGGAGCACACCAAAUGCUGUGCAGCGCGAGCGCGUGCAGCGGUGCUCAUUGCUGCCUGCGAUAAGCAGCUCGAGAAACUGGGACGACACGGGGCUCGCGCAGCGACCUCUUCAGCGUUCACCGAAGCACCCGCGGGCGACGUGUCUACUGCUUCUGUGGACAGUGCGCAGCAGGCGCUGCUAUCGCGCGUGGCAAAACUCUGCCUCUACGCCGCAGCAGUUGAGCCGUCGGAGAGUUGCACGAGAAUCAGCAGCUUUGUCCCCGCUGACCUGGAUGAUCUCGAGAAUCAGAGCUAUGAGCAAGUUCGCUCUUGUUUACGUCUGCGAACGGAUUCAGAUAUGGCAAGCUUUCGUCCGAAUCUAGAGGAGAAUGUUGCACGCGCGAAACUGGAAGCCGUUCGUUCUCGGUUGGAACACGCCCUGCAAGCCUGCCAGGCAGCGACUGCCAAUACGACUAGUUCGACGAUUUCUCGCUGGUGUCUGGCACUGGUCGAACGAGCACACUGCCUGGUGAGCCAAAAGCUUGAAGCGCUUUCCAUGAUACCGGCAGUGUUUGAACCUGCCAUUGUCGCCGCUGACGACGGCAGCCUCGAGUCGGGAGCAUUGACCAGUGAUCUUCGCAGAGCCCGCCCAGCGGAGGAUGUCUCCUGCCGCACAAGCGAAGACGCUGCCGCGGAUGAUGAUCAUGCCGGUGCCGGUGCCAGUGCCGGUGCUGUUGUUGAUGAUGAUAGCGCUCGUAAUUGCGAUAUCGCUGCUGCUGCUGCUGCUGCUGCUACGGUUGAGCCUUGUGAUCACGUUCACUGGAAAACACGUGAUGCAGCCGAUUCCGCCUCUCCAUGCGAUGCUGAGCGUGGCCUCGUCUCUGAGGAUGUACAUCGCGGUGGCGACAUCCGCUUCGGCAACGCGGCGAAGACCGACACUGGUGUCGCGUUUGCGGAAGCAGCGCACUCCUCCGAUACCGGUUCGAGUCGCCGUCGUCGUCGUCGUCAUCAUCUCCAGGAUGCACUUUGUGAAGCGCACGGCGCGAGUCAAAGUCGGAAGCAGGGUCAGCAUCGCUCGGAUUCGUCUUCGAGUCGCUUGCGGUCUUCCGGGGGCGCUGAAGUGUCCCCGUCCCGGCAGUCGCUACGAGUGGGUGCGAGUCCGCAUCUGCAUCCGGCGGUACCCAGUAUUCGCGACUUUGACAUUCUUAAGCCAAUCUCUCGCGGGGCAUUCGGAAGAGUGUAUUUGGCGUCCAAGAAAACCACUGGUGAUCUCUACGCAAUCAAGGUGUUUCAAAAGUCCGAACUCGUGCGCAAAAACCUCGUUCGACGCGUGCGUGCAGAAAGGGAUAUUCUGGCAACCAUCCAGAACCCGUUUGUAGUCCGCUUUAUUUGGUCGUUCGAGUCGGCACGCAAAUUGUUUCUGGUGAUGGAGUUUCUGCCCGGGGGUGACCUUUUCUCGCUCUUGAGCAAUCUCGGCUAUCUCGAUGAAGAUGUUGCUCGACAAUACGUAGCCGAAAUCGUACUCGCUUUGGAAUAUCUGCAUCAAGCGGGUAUCGUUCACCGUGAUCUCAAGCCGGAUAACAUUCUCAUCGAUCGGGAUGGACAUAUCAAAUUGACCGACUUUGGUCUAAGCAAACAGGGGGCAUUGGAUCUUCCGCACAGCAGUCCUGCGAGCACGAGAGCGAGCCUGUCGCCGGGCACCGACACCCUGUGGCAACGGGCACUAUCACCGGCGGGGUUCGUUGCUCGCUCCGCCAAGGCACCGGUCAGUGGUUUGAGCGCCAUCUCCGGUGCAACUAAGCCGCGGUAUGAUACAUCGGUUGGUGCGGGAGCGAUUGCUGGUGCCGGUACUGGUCCUCAACAGAUGCAUGGAGCAUCGGGAGUACCCUCCAGUCAGUUGUGCAUGGAUUCCAUGAGCGUCAGCGUGAUGUCUGGAUCGGGUUCCGAGGUCAGGACCCAGCGAGGCUCGUCCACAGUACCCCUGCAGCGUGACGUGGAUAUGCGUCUUGUGGACACGACCACGAGUUCCGUACAAGCUGGCACACGCACAGCCGGGCGACAAAACACCCUAACAGCGUCGGAUGCACGCGGUCAGUUUUCGGCUGCUGCGAGCACUGGCGGAUCUGGGUAUGCCGGUCCGUUUGAGAGCCACACAGGGCACUUGUGGGCGAAUGGAGUCAGAGGUGUCCGUUCUCCGUCACCUCAGACGUUGGCAACCGAGAGUCAAUCGGGUAGCCCGGUUGGCGGCACCACGGUGGUCGCACCUGUGGAGCCGCCGCUGGGCACUCCCGACUAUUUGGCUCCCGAGCUGCUGCUGGGAACGGGUCACGGUUUCGCUGUGGACUGGUGGGCUCUCGGUGUUGUCCUCUUUGAGCUCCUCGUGGGCAUCCCUGCCUUUCACGCGAGCUCUGUGCGUGGCAUCUUCUCGAACAUAUUGUCGGGUCGAAUCCAGUGGCCUGACGAUGUCGAUGAGGCCAUGAGUGCCGAGGCACGUGACCUCAUUCAGCGUCUUUUGGAGCCGGAUCCCUCCAAAAGACUGGGUGCUCGUGGUGCAGCAGAGGUGAAAGCCCAUCCCUUUUUCCGCGAUGUUGAUUUUGAGCAUGUAAGGAAUCAGCCACCGGCUUUCGUACCCCAGUUUGCUGCCGCCGAUGACACCAGCUACUUUUCGUCGCGCAAAGCGGUCGGAUCGCUCUCUCCUGACGACGAGAGCACCCAGAAACUAAUGAGAACGCUUAGCGAGCACGGCCUGGGCGACGUAGAACGAGCAGAAGCAUUGCCGUUGCUGGUGACGGCCUCGAAGUCGCAUGUUGCGUCCGUGCCGUUGUCGUUGUCGUCGUCGUCACGGAUGCGUGUCCCCGAGACACGCACCGCAGCGAUCGCGUCAUCCGAGGCUCUGCACGCUUCGGAGCCUCGCUGGAGUGACGUAGCAGCGCAUCCUGAAAUGCGACAGGGUGGACAGUCUGUGCACGCUUCGGAGCCUCGCUGGAGUGACGUAGCAGCGCAUCUUGAAAUGCGACAGGGUGGACAGAAGGUCAUGAUGCGCUGGUGCGCUACGGCGGAUUGCUGGCCGCGGGAAAAUCCCACGGAUGGCGACUGGCGUAGCGCCGAUGAGGGCACUGCGGCGUGCGGCAUGCACUGUUCUACAUAUGGGAAAGUUUGUUCCACAGAGCCACUUGCGACCUCGAGCAGCGCGUGCUGCUACGGUGUCUCCAGAGCACCAGCGGCGCCUGGCGGCAUACGAGAGCCGGCACCGCGCUCGUCGCCGUGUGCUGCAUCGGGAGCGCUCGAUCUGGGGAUCCCGGCUUUGCCUGCCGUUUCACAUGAUGCCGAGCGCCCUGUAUUAUCUUCAUCGUCUGUCCGAGAGCAAAGUGCUAUAGAUACGACAUGCGAACACAACGAGUCGGUAUUGGUUGCAGAGCGAGCGUGUCGCUGGAGCGAUGGUACGGCGCUUGCAGGGGUAUCCAUGGAGCCUUUGUCCCGUUCGGGAGCGGAAACUAUGCCGCAGCGGUUGCUGCAUGCAGUGAACGCGGAGAACUCGUCCCUAAGCGACCAGAUCGUGGUGAGCGGCAUCACAACAUCGAGCCAGGCAACAGAUUCGGCAGAAGGCAUUGAGGAUCAGGUCCGAGAUGCGCCAUGCGCUGACGGGCUCUAUCGGCACCGCCCGGGAUGGUCUCUCUCGUACACGGUACCCGAGCAUGAGCUCGAUGCAGACAAGACGCAACGGAUAUCCGCCGAUUGCUCCAUCGCUCACACGACGCGCACUCAGGGGCAGGAGACGCUCUCAGAGGCGACGUCGAUAGCAGGAACAGGCGACGUAAGCACUGACUCCGACGGCGCUUUGGGUAGAGCGACGCAAAUCGUCGCGGUACCGGAUUCGCCUCAUGCCGUGGGAGUCUCGGGGAACACUGGUGCAGCGGCUUCGGCGAUGCCUUCGGAGCCAGCUGGAACUCAGUCGGAAACUUCGCAUCCGGAAAUGGACUGGAAACAGACGGAAGUACCGAGCUGGUCAUCGUCUGCGACUUGCUCGACGGAAACAGGGUGGCGACGCGUCGACAUGCGGACCCUACGCAAUCGACGGCAACGCUCCCGGGAGCAGCUCUUGCAGCAUUGUUUGCGUCGACGAGCGCCUACACGCGGCUGGCUUUCGGAAACAGAACGGGAUCCGUCGGUCAGCACGUCCGCCGAUGAACAGAAUCGAGAACGAUCGGCAUCGGUAUGCACCAGUCCAAGCGUUCUACGUUCAUCCAAUGUGCGUUUGCGUGGUAGCGACGCGACGAGCGUAGCAGUUGUUGCGGCAACAACACCCACGCGCAAUGUUUGGAAUACCAGCGACGGUAUGCUUUUAUUCGAAGAUUCAAGUAGCGACUCGAACCUGUGUAGUGAGGGCGAUAUCGAGAACGACGACGACGACGACGACGACGACGAUUUCAACAACAACAACAACAACGCCGUGGAUCCUUUUCGACGAGCUACGCUAGCGCGUUCCAAUAUAGGACGCGAGGGCAGCGCACCAGUUCAGGCGAGCGCUGGGGUUUCGUCUUCGGAAAGGCCACCAGAAGCGAGUUAUAGCGAUCCGAAUGUGAACCUUGCCAAAUCUGGCCGACGAGCACGCUACAAGGCAAACAGACCCUCAUCGAGUGAAUCGCAAUGCGUGCUUACCUUGGCAGAUCCCGCUUUUUCCGAUUUCUCCUUUCGUAAUCUGGACAGUCUCGAGGCGAUGAACCUCGACAUGGCUCGAGUUAGUCGAGCACGAAGCGCCACCAGCGGUCGGAGCAGUAGCGUCCCCAGCAGGCGUCACCCGGUGGCGUCGAGCUCGGACAGUGCGUCACAGACGUCGCGUUCUGGACUGUAG